CAGGAAACGGCCUCGCUAAGAAGAAAACCUCAGAUAUUGGUCAAAGUAUCCACAAUUUGAUCCAAUUUUUCCGCCAGUUACGGCUUCUUUGAGGAAACAUGGCCGAAAUAGACGAAUCUAAGAGGCCCUCUGUUCGUCAAGUGUGCCAGGACUUCAUGGUACGAGAAGAUGGAGCAUUAGCUCAAAGGCUGCAGGAUGAAGAAUUUGGUGAUCACUACAUUAGAAAUCGCAGUGAACGGAAAACAGUCAGAGAGAAUGUCAAAGCUGCAAAGAUUACUUAUUUAGAAGAAGUCAAACAGGCUCAACUCCUGCCCAGUGAGGAACUCCAACACAUGGCACAUCCAGAAGAGUGGCUUGCAAGUGAUCUUCAACAUAAACUACAAACUGAAGAAGUAGAUUGUGAAAGAAAACGAAGAGAUUCUGAACUGAAAGACCAGGAGAUUGCGAGACAACUGCAAGAAAGAGAAGCUAUGAAACUCGAACGUGCAAGACAGAGAAGAUUGGAAAGACAACUUAAGGAAGAGAGGGAAAGUAAAAUUCUUCAGGAAGCUAUAUCAGGGUUGAACGAUCACAAUGACAAUCAAGUGAAUCACCGGCAACAUGCUGAAACUCAAAGAGCCCCUGCUCCUGCAGGAUUAAGGAAUGGUCGAUCUUCUCCGGAUACAGAGGAGACCAAGCCUCGUCGCCAUGUCAGAGGAGAAGGUAGCAAUGGUAGAGGGUCUGAAAAGAGAUACAGCAUUGGAGAAGGAGCUGUGGUGCAACUACCACCCAGCGAGGGAGGACGAUUAGAAUGUGACAGGAUUAUCUUAGCUGAUGGAACAGCUAUUGACCUGUUUGACGAGAAUGAGGACAAGGGUGCUCGGGAGCAGGCGCAUAAGAGAUCUCGAGAGAGACAAGAUGAGGAAUAUGCAAGAAGGUUACAGGAGCAAGAAAAUAAGUUAUUAGAACAAGACCGUCAAGCGGAACACGACAGAAAGCUAGCACUGGAAUAUCAAGACAGGGAAUUUGCCAAAGAGCUUCAGAGAAGGGAAUAUAUUCGAUUACAAAAGCUGAAGAGAGAAAAACAAUUACAGAGAGCACAGUCAGUUCCUGCAGAAAGCUCGUCUGGAAGUACUGGAGAACUGCAGUCGCAUCAGAGGCUUCCUUCUUACGAGGAAGCAACACACAGAAACCAAAUGCCCGAUCUACUGCAGGAUGAACCAGCCUUUAAACCAGAACAAGAUGCUCAAGGAAACGACUUUUCACAUCGUAAAUACAGCUGCCCUGAGAGACCAGCUACCUCGCGUUACAACGGUUCAUUUGAACGAGAAAUUAAUGGUGCAAACCAAUUGUCCCGAACCAGUUCUAAUUCUCCGCCGAGCACGAUACUCGACAGAGAUCCGCUACGCCAACAGGAGUACAGAUCGUCCGAUUCUCCAAACUCAUCGCAGCAAUCUUCGCUGGAAAGAUCGGCAGAAUUUGUCAGGCAAACUUCCCAAACGUCCUCAACUAGUUCAUCGUCUCAAGUUCAGGCUCUCGCGUCUCCGACAUCACCGGUCACCCAAGAAGGGAUCUGGGAACGACUCUAUGAGGAAGGAGACCAGAUUCCGUACGGCUCACGUGACCGUAGAGUCUUGGAACGGAGGGUAACUGUGGCAAGUUCCGAGCCUUCCAAUCAUAUCACCACCGAGUUAGUUAACAAUGGAAGUAUUCCCAAUGGAAAUGAAUGCAACAUUGCAGAAUUUAUAGACCCCACCUUUGGCCGUAAGUCCCAAAAUAGCAGUACAGAAGAAGACCCUACGCCCUCUCCGACGGGAGUUGAGUCGAAAGCUAAAGCAGUGCCGCUGAUACAACCGCACCGUAGGCGCAGCUCAGAUAAAAAAAAAAGAGAGAAAGAAAAAGAAUGCAAACAGCAGUGAAAAUCGGAGGAUAAAGCGAGUGUCCAAGAACAGUUCUUCGUCACUGUAAAUAGUGAAUGGUUCCCGAGUUGUAAGCUCGGUCAAAGUCAUUAGUUUUUUUAAAUAUUGACAGCUAUUGAUAGUUGUACAAUUUAACAUAAAACCGUAAUGUAAGCCGAGCGAUGUUUCAUCACCGAUAAUUGAUUAUGGUGUUCCCAAGUUUUUCCUCCGCAAAUUAUUAUAGGUAAAGCGAAGGGCACGAUUGAGUACGAGCACUCCCUCCUUUUCGGCAAAGUCCGUUGCACGAGUCAAAACCGAAGGAAAAAUGGGGGUAAUAAAAAGCUGAUUUUAGUGCAUUGCGCGGAACUCUGGGAAUGAGGUACACGGAAAGUACUCUACGCGGAGCGCGGAAUCCGAAGGUCUGGAGUUCGAUUCCUCGUGGUGACUCAGAAUUUUGUCUUUGUCGCAUACCCGUGAUUUGACGAAAAACGUCUUUCUUUCUUUCUUUACCGAGCUCAAAACUAACAAUCUUUCUUAUUUUACUCUACUACUUCCUUGUACCCAGUGUUCAGCUCGGCACGCUAACAAUUUUUUUUACUCUCUGAUCAGUUUUGACUCUCGCUACGAACUUCGCCGAAAUGAAGAAACUGCUCGUAGUCUAAGGACACGAAAGCUCGAGAUUGAACUUACCACGCAUUUUUUAUGUAACAAAAUGGCGUAAUUACCUCUAGAGUACUCUCGUGAGUUUGUGGAAUUAUUUUGCUGGUCAAUAGAUUAUUAAACUAUGCAAGCACUUUGAUAAAGAUAUGCGAAAAAGGAUUUCAAGCCGAAAUUAGGAUCUUGAUAAAACUGGAAAAAAACCACAAUUUAAGUUAGUUGGAAAUAAUUUAGCUCUCUCUCCCUCUCUAUGGAAUAUUUUUGCCUGUUUGUAUAGUUUUUAGAUCUAAACGUUUCGUUCUUUGCAAGUUCUUUGCAAGUUAUUCCAUCGAUUUCAGCAGUAAAUGGUAUCCAACUUUAAGAAUCACGUUUUCUUUGAUCUCAAGCCAUUUUUUCUUAAAACUCACACCUCUUAGCUGGCGAAGGGAAGUUUAUUUUCAGGAUGUAUUGACGGAAAGACUUGCUGCGUUUUAAAACUUUCAUAUCAAGCAGUUUUAAGAGUAAAUUUUAUUUUUCAGAGAUCGUCCAAAAAAAGAAGAAAGACUGCAAACUAUUGUAUGAUGUACAAAUUUUAUUAAAUGCGUAAUGAUAAGGUACAGGAAAGCUUCCCACAGGAAUUCAGAAAAGUACGUUUUAGAGCUUUAUUUAAACGUUGUGGCUUGUAGCCAUGAGUUAUGCAUCAUCAUGCAACAAGUUAGAGGUGGAACUAUUGUUUUCAGAAGCGAAGUAUGCGGAAUGCUAAAGAAAUAAAACUUCCUCAAAUUUAU
Molecule: messenger RNA, 3301 nt
Organism: Pocillopora damicornis (cauliflower coral)
Lineage: Eukaryota; Metazoa; Cnidaria; Anthozoa; Scleractinia; Pocilloporidae
Source: RefSeq, a predicted model, not a curated record